GUCUGUAAUCAGACCUCUUACCUGCGUCUGUUGCUAUACUAUCCUUACCAAAGCUUCCGUUCGUCUGCCAAAUAAUCAACAUGAGUCCAGUGGCCUUAUCGCCCAAGCGCGUUGACAUAGUCGACAUUCGCGGGAAUGAUAUGCAGUAUUCGCUCGUAAACGAAAUCCACAAAGGCCUUAACCCUCCCAACGGGACCCGGCGUUCAUUACCUACUAUGCUACUCUACGAUUCCGAAGGACUCAAGCUGUUCGAAAAAAUCACGUAUGUGGAUGAGUAUUAUCUGACAAACGCCGAGAUUGAGGUGCUAGAAAAACAUUCGCGACGCCUGGUCGAAAAGAUUCCGAGCAACGCACAGCUCCUGGAACUCGGUAGUGGCAACCUCCGAAAGAUAGAGAUCCUCCUCCGGGAAUUCGAGCGGGUUGGGAAGCCUGUAGACUACUACGCCCUUGAUCUGUCUUUAUCCGAACUUGAGCGCACUUUCUCCAAUGUCUCCCUUGAGGAAUACAAAAGUGUUGGGUUCCACGGUCUUCACGGGACGUAUGAUGAUGCUCAUACUUGGCUGAGCGACCCGAAAAACAGAGAGAGGCCGACGGUUGUUCUAUCCAUGGGUUCUUCUUUAGGAAACUUCAGUCCGCCAGACGCAGCGGCUUUCCUUGCUGGAUUUGCUACUCUGCUGAAGCCAUCGGACUUCAUGGUCAUAGGCCUCGAUGCUUGUGAAGAUCCGGACAGAGUAUACAAGGCCUACAACGAUUCAGCUGGGAUUACUCGAAAGUUCUACGAGAAUGGUCUUGCCAAUGCGAACAAGACCUUGGGGCACGAGGUCUUUCGACCCGAUGAAUGGGAAGUUGUUACCGAAUACGAUGCCGUUAAUGGUAGGCACCAGGCAUUCUAUGUACCAACAAAGGACGUGUCCGUCGGUGAUGUGCUGCUCAGGCGUGGUGAAAAGAUCAUCUUCGAGGAGGCUUUCAAGUACGGGUGUCAAGCACGCGAGAAGCUGUGGCACGACGCUGGCCUGAUAGAAGCCGCUGAGUUUGGAAGCGGUUCCGAGGACUACCGUACGUACAUAUGA
Messenger RNA from Aspergillus nidulans FGSC A4, 1070 nucleotides. RefSeq names its product class I SAM-dependent methyltransferase. The record is from RefSeq and is a predicted model, not a curated record. Gene Ontology annotation, molecular function: methyltransferase activity. The coding region runs from base 81 to 1070 and encodes 329 amino acids. Lineage: Eukaryota; Fungi; Ascomycota; Eurotiomycetes; Eurotiales; Aspergillaceae. The transcript has 2 exons.